GGUGCACCCAAGUUUUGUUCAUAUAAUUAAAGAGAUAGGGAAAUAAGCAUCUCCUCGUAAAACCUAACAUCGCCACUUCCUUUCGAAACCUAAAUCGACCAGAACAGCAUCGAUCAAUCAUGUCUUCUGGUAUUCCUGUUCAAGAUAGCCAGGAGUUCGUCCGUAGGCAGAUGAAUUACUGGGAGCAAGUGAGUGAAUCAGGGGGUUUUGAUAUCGAACAUAUCUCAGCACCGCCAAUGGGACUCUUGACUUACGAUUGUGAAGACAAGAGGAAUCUGUUUCCUAAUCGUCUGUUGGUCAAUCUCUACGCUAGACUCGGUAUCUAUCGUUACAACCUCUCUAAGGGAACAAAUUUAAAGUUCCACCACCUGACGAAGUUCAACAUGACUAAUAACUGUAUCUCCUCAUACCGCAUCACUUUGGUUGCUUAUGAUCCAGUGACCACUUCGCUGGUCACCUUCCUGGUUGGAAUCUCUGAGGAGGAAUAUGCUCGUUUGAAUUUGAUGCUCUUCAUUGCUAGACCUCAAGCUGAUAAGCCUCACUGCCAAGAACCAGUUAGGCCAAUUGGUUCCACCAUUUAUCCCUUGACACCGGAUGCAUGUGAUGACAAGGGAUUAUUACCUUUCUGGCCGACCAAUUUUGAGGAUACAUCACGUUUCCGCCUGAUGAAUGAAUCAGAGUUGCAAGGCAACGACUGGAUUCGUCUAUACUUGGAACUUGCUCUUUGUUCAAAUGAUAGGAACAUUCCCGAAAGCCAUCUCUCCCACCUACAGAUUGUGAGAGUUGCAAUGGAAAAACCUAUUGAGCAUGUGGAUGCCGCAAGUAUCAUUUUAUACAUAACGUUUAAAGGCUUGCCCGUGGCUCGGGUUGGUGAGGAUGGUGAGCAUGUUGAGCGCAGAGUCAUAAUUAGAACGUUUGAGGAUCCAUCUACCGGAUACUUCACUCUCAUGGGUGGGUUUGGGUUCUCGGUCGGCGAAGACACUAGUCAACGCCGCCCUAUGACUCGCCCUCAGAGCAUUGAAGAUAUUUGCGCUGAGCAGAGGAGGUUGCACUUUACGCCUCCCCCAUGCCCACCCACCUACAUGGCUGAUUGGUGGAAAUGCUAGAUCAUUGACCUCUAUCAGGUCUCUCUGCUAUCGAUGCUCGAUAAUAGUAAUAGACUUUGUGUUGUUGGUUUCUUUCCUCAUAGUUGUUUUUAAGAAUUAAAAUCCUUGUUGUAUCUAGUUUGACUUCAGCUGACAAUGAGUAUGGAACUCUCUCAUGUCUUUGUUUUCUCAUUCUGGUUAGCAACUGUCAUUCUUGAAUCAUUUGUCUUUGCCCACAAAACUCCAAAUAAAAGCUACAACGGCUGGAGUUUCGUAAAAGAAGCUGACGUUUAGUUAUUAUCAACACAUGUGUGUGCUGUGAGAUUUAUUGUAAGAAAGUAUACUAGGAAUACCAAUCAAAAACUGUGCGUCUUUCUGAGAUCCAUUUAUUUGCCUAAUCUUGAGUUUCUUGGUUCACAAGCAAGCAUAUUUUCUUAAGCAAUCUCCACACGCCACUUCACCAUCUUAAGCUACCCAUCAUCCUGAACAUUCAAUCUUCAGAUCCAUCGGUGCUCAUGUUGCGUUGGCUACAUCCCAGCCAAGUAGAUGUGGCAAAAGAGAGUAUAUUGGUCAACAACGUGUUCAAAAUUUGGAUCACAAUU
Molecule: messenger RNA, 1687 nt
Organism: Raphanus sativus (radish)
Lineage: Eukaryota; Viridiplantae; Streptophyta; Magnoliopsida; Brassicales; Brassicaceae
Product: UPF0725 protein At3g19520-like
Exons: 6
Coding region: 120-1106 (328 amino acids)
Source: RefSeq, a predicted model, not a curated record